AUGUCUCGUCCAGUAUCACCCGUGGACUCAAGCUUGAGCUCAGAUGGCCAGAUCCUGUAUUACAACAUGCUUGGCGUAGCCUUUUCAAUGUUCGCAUACGGUGUCCACGUUGCAUUGUUUCUCACAAUACUGCGGCAUUAUGUCUGGCCAUCCCCAUCAGGCCGACGGCAGUGGCUUCUAUUUGCAUACAUCUGCGUCGUGUCAUGUCUAGCUACUGUCGGCAUCACGCUCCAUCUUGUCUGGGAAACCACAGCGUUCCUUAAUACCGGAGACGGUGUGGAGUUCUCUCGGGUUCUCGUUGAGAAAGUAGACCGGACGCAGCCCAUGAUCCUGGCGCUCACCGUGAUAUAUAUGCUUUUGAACUGGGUAUCGGACGGCAUGCUGCUCUAUAGGUUCUGCGUUAUCUUUCACAGACGCCUCAUGGUCGUCCUCCUGCCGACCGCUGCUCUGCUGGCACUUAUUGUUUUCGGAUCAUACUACGCAAGGCAUCUGGCUUCACUGAGCAUGAAUCUCUGGGCAAGCAUCCCCACUGGCCCAGAACUUACAUGUCUGACUCUAUCUCUGGCGUUCAACGUUGUGCUCACGGCACUCAUCAUCUGCAAGUUGCUGCUUCUGCGCUACACAGCCCGUCAAUGUGGUGUAGACGUGUCCUACCUUUCUGUCGCUGGCAUCCUGAUCGAAUCUGCAUUCCCGUAUGCUAUGGUUUCCACCUUCACGCUCAUCGCUCUUGGGACCGGUAGUUCAUGGCAGACGUCGCUGCUGCCCUUUCUCGGACAAACGCAGGCUAUCCCGUCUCUGUUGAUCGCUGUGCGCGUGUUGGAGAACCGUGCAAUAUCUCGACAAGAAAUGGCGCAGACAAUGUCCACAGUCUCUCAGUCCAUUGUCUUCAAUCAUCCCCGAGACGUGGCGAGUCCGUCGCCUACAUGUCCCAAUUCGCGUUGCAUGUCCCCUGCGAUCAGACUGCCUCUGAACUUGGAUGCACCCAGCAAAGACUCAAUUGCAGAUCUAACAUCCGACAUAUGGCCAGCCAUAGCGCCGCGGGAACCAGAGAAGGCGCAUUGGCGAUGCAUUAGUGGUGAGUCAAAAUCCUGCGCGAACAUCCGUUCGGAGUUCACCCUGAGCUGA
Molecule: messenger RNA, 1125 nt
Organism: Postia placenta MAD-698-R-SB12
Lineage: Eukaryota; Fungi; Basidiomycota; Agaricomycetes; Polyporales; Adustoporiaceae
Exons: 6
Coding region: 1-1125 (374 amino acids)
Source: RefSeq, a predicted model, not a curated record